Messenger RNA from Cercopithifilaria johnstoni, 267 nucleotides. The record is from the annotation of a GenBank genome assembly. NCBI's taxonomy places the organism in Eukaryota, Metazoa, Nematoda, Chromadorea, Rhabditida, Onchocercidae.
AUGGUUAAAUGCAACAAAUGGACUGUCCAUCUAUUGGUCGCAUUGAAUUUGCUGAUUUGCUUAGAAGUCAAUAUGACAGAAAUUCGGACAAGUGAAAUUGACCGAGAGAAACGGCAAAUGCAUGCUUUGUCGAUUGAUCCAUUUAGUUGGUUUCAUGCUGGAGGAUAUGGAAGAAAUUUCGGAUAUAAUCGUUUUCUACGCCGGCGUCCAUUAGUUAUUAGACGAUUUUGGCGUAGACGUUUUAGAAUUGAUGAUGAUUGGUGGUAG